Molecule: messenger RNA, 3665 nt
Organism: Ceratitis capitata (Mediterranean fruit fly)
Lineage: Eukaryota; Metazoa; Arthropoda; Insecta; Diptera; Tephritidae
Product: CD63 antigen
Exons: 6
Coding region: 582-1289 (235 amino acids)
Cellular component (GO): membrane
Source: RefSeq, a predicted model, not a curated record
UGCAUCUGCUCACUGUUAGAGUGCGGUGAAAUACGCUUUCAGAUUUGUGUGUUGAAAUACGCUUUCAUAACACGAGCCAGCGGACCAAUUUGAUAAUCGGCACAUCCUGGUGCUUCUCGUUAUUAUAAGUUCUCUGGCUGCAUCUUUUCAAAAGUGUUGUUGCUACCUUUUCUUACUCGCGCAUUUUGCACUUCAAUCCAUUUAUUUAUUUCUAUUUUGUCGUUGAAAGGCAAUAGCCAAGUUAAAUCUGUAGAAACAGUGGCAAUAACAACAUUGUAAAAAAUUGUGGAAAGAUAUUUGUAAAUACGAUUUAAAAAAAUAUCAAAAAUACAUUUAAACUAAAUUUGUUUCUCCUUUGGUAUUGUAUACUUUUGUGAUUAAAAGGAUGCACCUUUAAAUGAACUCGGAUAUUUAUGCGUUGUAUGCCAUAUACUUGGACAAUUAGAUGUUUGAUUAAAUGCAAAGCGUAGCAGAUGUAAAUAAAACCCUUUCGCGAACGGUCAUUUGUGAUAUAUUUAACGGAAUUUUUCGUCAUAUAUCUAAUUUAAAGCUAAAGUGCAAACAAACGAAAAUAAAGCAAAAUGGCUUCUGGAGGCUUAACGUGUGUAAAGUUCAUUACAUUUUUUUGUAAUUUACUUUUUGCUUUAAGUGGCUUGCUUAUUUUGAUUGUUGGCGCCAUGGUGCAGCUGAAUUAUGCACACUAUUCAAAUUUCGUUAGUGAUCACAUCUGGACUGUGCCCAUAAUUUUGAUAAUUGUUGGCGCAAUUAUAGCGUUCAUUUGUUUUCUUGGCUGUUGUGGCGCAUUAAAAGAGAAUAGUUGCAUGAUAUUGUCAUUUGCUAUUUUGGCGGUUAUUAUAUUCUUCUUCGAAAUUGGUUUAGGCGUUGCUGGUUAUUUGAAACAUGCCGCCUUAAGUGAAAUUAUGGAGGGUCAAUUCAAUUCUACAAUGAAAGAAUAUAAUGAACGCAAAGAAAAUCGCGAUGCUUGGUCACUUUUGCAAAGUGAGAUGGACUGUUGCGGCACAUUUGGUCCAAAGGAUUGGGAACCAAUAUUCCACAAUAACUCUUUACCACCAGCAUGUUGUACUAUUAUUAAUUUGAACGAAGCUCAAGACUGUACAGUUGUUCAUGCCCACACGGAAGGUUGUCUCAACAAACUACUUACAUUCCUUGAUUCUAAAACGUUAACAUUGGCUGGUGUGGUACUUGGUGUAGCGGGCAUACAGCUUUUGACCAUUCUAUUCGCUUGCUGUCUAUUUCGUUCGUUUCGACGUAGCUACCGGGCAGUCUAAAACCUGCUAUGUACUGAUUACCAAAUCAAUAUAAAGGAAGCGUUCGCAAUUAAACUCACACACAUACACCCAUACAUAUAAUAUACAUAAUAUGUGGUAGCAGAGAAUUUAUUUUAAUUCUAAUUUCACCAAUGUAUUGUGAUGAAAAGACAUCAUAAAACUUGAACACGUAUGGUGUUAUAGUAGUUAAACACAAGUAUAUAUGUAAAUCACUUAUUAAAUAAAAACGUUAGCAUAUACUUAAAUGCAUACUAUGACAUACAGGGACUGAAAUUUUCUGCUAUGCAGAGGUCGCUUUAGUCCUUUGUGUAUCAGUUGCUAAUAUCAAUUUUAUAAUGCAUUGAAUAUCUAAUGACUAAAAUAGUUGACAUGAACAAUUUAAUAUGAAUUUACACUUUUAAGCACAUAAGUAUACUAAUCAUAUUUAUAAAACAAAAAAAUAAAUAUUUGCAAUCAUUUAACGGCAAUUCACACUUUGUAGUUCAGCACGAACAAACAAAAAAUGAAAUUUUAUACGAAAAUUUAUAGGAAUUUUACACGCAAUGUGACGAAUAAAUUACUUAAGUGGAGUUUUAUGAAAUUAUAUGUAUAUGUACACAUGGAAUUUUAUAUGCAUUUAACUGUACAUUAUUUUAUUCUUUUUUAAAUGUGUUCUCUUAAUAUUUUAUAAAGAACUCAAUAUGAGGCUAUGUGGAAGCAUGUUGCUUGCUCAAGUUUUUUCUUGGUGGCAAUAAAACGUGGAGAAGCUGCCAAACUCAAUCAAACUUUUAAAAUAUACUUUUUUAAAUACUUUUAAAUAUUUUACGAAAUAUAUUAAGUGUUUUUAAAUUUUUUAAAUAUUUUUUUUUUUAAAUCAAAUUAGAGUAUGAAAAUCGUAAGCUGAUAAAAUUUAUAUGUACAAAAUCUUAAUAUGCAAACCAUAUCGAUGUUUUUUUAGUGAAUAUUAGUAUAACUGUUUAAUGUUGUGAUAAAUUUGCUGAAAUAAGUCUAAAUUUGAAAACUUUAGUCAAAUAUGUGGUGAUUUGCAAACCGAAAAAUUGAAAAUUUUACACUCUAUGUAUGUAUGUAUGUUUGUGUACACAUUCCAUGUUAUUUAUACAAACGUGCACAUGCACUUGAGUCGAUGAACCGGCAACAGUUACAUACAUAUAUGUGGUAUGGUAUUCGGUAAUUCUCAAAAUUAAUCAAUGGACUUCUGGUAACUAUGGACAACAAUUUUCAAAACUGAUAUUCAAGGAAAAUUACUUAACAAUGCUUCACCGUUUUCGAUGCGAUAAACACUUUAAAAUAUCUAACUGCGCUUAUUCGUGAUUUUAAAUGGCAUAAAAUACAGUAUGUAGACAUAUUUUAAAUGUAGUACAUAUGUACAUAUUUGUUUAGUUUUCAAUUAGCUUGAUCAAAUACGUUUUUUAACAAACUUGAUAUCAAUUAAAUAUUGUAGCCUUAUAUCAUUUAUACCAAUAUUGUAAGCAUUUAACAACCUUAAAAGCAAACCUCAAUAUAUCCAGUACUGUGUGGACAUGGUGUCUUUUUUCAGCUCAAAGAUAAUUAAAAAAAAAGAGCAUUACAAAUGUGGCAAGAGCUACAUAGUGCUAAAAAUCUUUAAAAAAAAUCGCUCAAUUUAUUUGGUCGGCGCAGUGAUGAGUUAUAUUUUAUUAAUUAAAUGUGCUUAUAACCACUUGAUUUCGCAUAUAAGAAAUAAAUUUGAAAAGUUGAAUACUGAGCUUUACAAACCUCUAUCAAUUAAUCUCAAAUUUUAUUUUAGAAAGUCAUUUAAGGUGUGUUAAAGUGAUUUAAAAAAUACCAGAAAUAUUGUUCACUAAGAAAUAUUUGUAACAGCAGAGAAUAAUAAUAUAUGGAAGCAUUAAAUUCGAUUUAUUCAUAUCUGCUUGUUUUUAUACCUGUCGAAUCGAGCUAAAAUCAAAGAAAUUUGUGCUUUCUUGCUUUCGAAUACCCGACCAAUUUCAAGCAUUGGAAACAAGGCACUAAAAAUGUAAGAACCGUUUUGAAGAUGACGUGGCGCCGACCAUUUGAUCAAAAUUUUCUCCGGCUUGUUUUUUUUAAUAAUCUCUCUAUUUAUGUAUGUCUGAUUUAUAAAUAUUACUUUUAAAUGUUUAUUUAUAAGAGCGUCUGUAUAUAAGAUUAGUAAAUUAGUAGAUUUAGCAAUCUGGUUUUUAAAUAUAUUAAAUUUUCACUUACAAAGUGGGGGAGUCCAAUUUAUUAAAAAAAAAAUAAUUAGUUACUAUUUUUGUGGAGCGUAUCCCUUUGUUCAUUUUACCAUGUAUAACCUGCUUUCUGUUUAUUAUCUUAUCUUUGUUAUACUGAUAUUAACUCAUUAAAUAUAUUGUAUGCUUUUUGCGUAAUUGUUAAGUGUAA